This is a messenger RNA of Abrus precatorius (Indian licorice), 1185 nucleotides long. Its product is annotated as putative disease resistance RPP13-like protein 1. Gene Ontology annotation, biological process: defense response to other organism. The transcript has 2 exons. Gene Ontology annotation, molecular function: ADP binding. Bases 1 to 1185 code for a protein of 394 amino acids. Lineage: Eukaryota; Viridiplantae; Streptophyta; Magnoliopsida; Fabales; Fabaceae. The record is from RefSeq and is a predicted model, not a curated record.
AUGGUUGAUGUUGUUGGGCCAGUGCUAUCUGCCAUCUUUGCGGUUCUCCUUGAGAGAAUGGCUGUGCGUGAAGUGGUGGAUUUUUUUAGAAAGAAUGAUCUGGACCUGUCCCUUUUGGAGAAGAUGAAAACGUGGUUGAUGUCUGUGAACUCAGUUCUUGCUUAUGCUGAAGAGAAAGAGGCAGUUGAUCCAUUUGUAAAAAAAUGGGUGGACAAACUGAGAGAGGUAGUCUAUGAUGCAGAAGACUUGGUAGAUAAAAUUACUUUUCAGACUUUACAGGAUGAAUCUCAAUUGGACAAGAUGCUGGGUUUUGUUUCUUCUCUGAAUCCAUUCAGCACAGGAGUAAAUGCUAAGAUUGAGAAGAUAAUAGAGGCACUUGAAUUAGUAGCACAACAAAAGGAUUUUCUUGGUCUAGAAGAAGAGAGUGUUAGAAAGGAGUUACUUCCAUAUUCCAAGCCUACAUCUUCUCUGGUCAAUGCAUCUCAUAUACACGGAAGAGACAACGAUGUAAAAAUUAUUACUGACUUUUUACUAUCAGCAAAUGCAAGUGAUGAACAAGGUGCUUCUGUUGUUGCAAUUGUUGGGGUAGCAGGAAUUGGCAAGACCACUCUUGCUCAGCUUGUAUACAAUCAAGAGGAGGUGAAGGCACAUUUUCCUCUAAGAGUGUGGGUCCACGUUUCAUAUGGAUUGGAUUAUUAUGGGAUAACCAGCAAAAUUUAUGAAGCUGUCACUGUGAACCCGUGCUCUACAACAGACUUUAACCUACUCCAGGUUAAACUAAAAGAGAUAACAGAGGGAAUAAGGUUUCUAAUGAUCUUGGAUGAUUUAGAUGGAUUUUUUGACUGGGAUAUUAUCAAGAAGCCUUUUAUUGCAAGCAGUGGUAGUAAAAUCAUUGUGACAUCACGCACAUUCUCAACUGCAUCUAUCCUCGGUGCUUCUCUGACUCAUUCUCUCUCUUAUCUAGAAUACGAAGAUUGUUGGAAGUUAUUUGUAGAUCAUGCAUUUAAAAAUAGAAAUCUCAGUGCAUGUUCAACUUUACAAAAGAUAGGACAAAGAAUAGUUAGAAAGUGCUGUGGUCUACCCGUGGCAGCAAAGAUGUUAGGUAGUCUCUUACAUUCCUUGCCAGCUACUGAAGAAUGGGAUCGUGUAUUGACAAGGGAUAUAAAAUUCACAGAAAGUGUUUGA